AUGACAGUUCAGGCGAGGAGACACUCCGCGGCCUACAAGAAACCGUCGCCGUACAACCACCACCCGCGAGCACAGGAUGCGGACAUUGAGAAACAGCCUCAUGUACGCCAAAAUUACCACCAUCACAAUAUAAGCGAUGAAGACGAGGAGUCGGACAGCGGGCCCGACCUGGCCUCCUCGUCCUACCCGCCCAUGAGUGGCGGCGCGCGCCGCUCUCGAGCCAACGUCGGAUUCCGUGUCCCCCAGCGGAUAAUGCGAUGGCUAUGCUUCGCGCUAUUCGCAGCCCUCGUCUUAUUUGUCCUCACUCUCUUCCGAUUCACCAUUUCCUCCUCCGUGUCCCAAGUCGCCGUCGACCUGCCAAAGGUCACAUCCACUAAACCGCCGCUAUGGGAGAGUUUCGCCAUGCUCAGUCGCUACGAAGGCGGUUUGUCGAGUCUCGUGGCUCGCAAGGAUAAUGUGCCUGAAUACCCCGGAGAUGACCCCGAUGGAUUGGCGCUGGAAGAGGACAAUGCGGAGAAGGAGGACGAAAACCCACUGGUUGCCCGAGACUCGAAGCCGUCCAUGUUGAGCUCGGUCUUCGACCCGUACCCCGACUAUACCAACUCUGACUACAUCAACAAGUACGGCGAGAAGCGCGAGUGCUUCUUGGACAAGGACAACUCAAUUCGCGUCCCGCGCAUCCAAUCCUUCCCUGGUGUUCCUAAAGGCUUCCCAGACCCCGUCAUGGGUUCAAAUGAGAUGCUAGGAAUACGCGACGAUGUUUGCUUUGAUCGAUUUGGACGCUUGGGACCAUAUGGUCUGGGUUACGGUGUGAAGAAGGGUGGCAGCGGAGCUGGGUUGGAAGGCCAUCGCGAUGGAGCUGAGCGCGUCUGGGAGGACGUGCCCCCCGUGGACUUCCGUCAUGUCGACUGGGCUGAUGCGCAACAUCGGUGCCAUGCCGCAAACCAGCAUCGCUUCAAGGAACUGCCCGAGCCGCGCAUUAACAAGUUCGUUUCUAUGCCCGUCGGGAUCCCCGGUGUAAACAUUGAAACGCCAGAGGACACUCGAGUAUCCCAGCCUCAGAGUGGCUCGGAACGUCUCCCUAGAACCGCAGUAGUUAUUCGCACGUGGCACGACUUCACUUACACCCCGGAGGAUAUUCUUUACAUGCGCGCUCUGAUUUCAGAGCUCUCGAUUCUUUCCGGUGGUGAAUACACGAUUCAUUUCCUCGUUCACGUCAAGAGCCCCGACCUCCAGAUCUGGUCCGACGACGAGACCUAUCAGCGCGUGCUGAACGAUGCACUUCCAGAGGAAUUCAGGGGGAUGGGCACCCUCUGGUCCGAGCAGCAGAUGGCUCUUAUGUACCCCGCGCUCGAAGAGACCUGGAUGCGUGGGCUGCCGGUCCACGGUGUUUACCGCAGUACCUACAUGCCCAUGCAAUAUUUCGCCUUCCAGCAUCCAGAAUACGACUACUUCUGGAACUGGGAAAUGGAUGCGCGUUACACUGGUCACUGGUAUGAUCUCUUUGAGAAGGUUGCCAGUUGGGCCAAAAAGCAGCCGCGCAAGGGUCUUUGGGAGCGCAACGCUCGAUUCUACGUUCCUUCAGUUCAUGGUUCAUGGGACGACUUCCGCCAAAUGGUUCGGGUGCAGACCGACAUCGGCACCAACAGUCCGAACAACCUCUGGAGCGCUGCUAAGGCCGCGACAGACAGCGCGAGGGGAGAGAAGAGCGCUUUGCUUCAACAAGGUGACAAAGCUAUCUGGGGUCCCGAACGGCCUGACGAGCGCGACAUCUUCGAGGUUGAAGGCGAGGGCAUCCCGCCAACGACCGUGGAGAAGGACCAGUACCAGUGGGGUGUUGACGAGGAUGCGGACCUGAUCGUGUUCAACCCUAUGUACGAUCCUGAGGGCACGACCUGGAUCCUCCGCGACGAUGUCACCGGCUACAACACGGAGAACAGCAUGCCGCCCCGCCGAACCGCCAUCAUUACCGCGUCGCGUCUUUCGCGGAAGCUUCUUACCACCAUGCACCGCGAGACUAGCCUUCGUCGCCACACGAUGUUUUCGGAAAUGUGGCCUGCUACCACCGCCUUGCACCACGGCUUCAAAGCCGUCUACGUGCCCCAUGCCGUCUACAUUGACCGCCGCUGGCCCACCAAAUACCUCGAGUCAGUGUUCAACGCUGGCCGCAACGGUGCCUCGGGCGGUGCACGGACCGCAGUAUUCGGUGACCGGGAACACAAUUUCAAGGGCACAACCUGGUUCUAUUCUGCCGGGUUUUCGCCGAACCUCUGGCGUCGCUGGCUUGGCCUGCGGGUCGACAAUGAUGGCGGUGAACAGCAGGAAUUGGCCGGCGAGGGCCGCAUGUGCCUGCCCCCUAUGUUGUUACAUCCUGUCAAGGAUGUCCAAAUGGUCAUCGAUGACGGUGAACAUGCAGAGGAUCGGUAA
This is a messenger RNA of Penicillium maclennaniae, 2427 nucleotides long. RefSeq names its product DUF3405 domain-containing protein. The record is from RefSeq and is a predicted model, not a curated record. Lineage: Eukaryota; Fungi; Ascomycota; Eurotiomycetes; Eurotiales; Aspergillaceae. The coding region runs from base 1 to 2427 and encodes 808 amino acids. The transcript has a single exon.